GUGUUUUCCACUCAACUCUCGUAGAUGUAAAUUUCACAAAAUAAUUGCUACCAAUUUCAUAGCUUCGGUACAAAGUUUUCACGAUUAAAUUCUGAAUAAAAGUACGAGGGAAAACUGGAGACAAAAAGAAAGGGAUUCAAAGCUCUCUAGAGCUUGGACAUGGACCUGUUCAGUGGCAACGCCAGCCCGGGAAAUUUGUUCCCCAACAAAAUCACUGCCUUCCAGGAUAGCAAUAGCCCAGAGCCACGGCCCGGCAACAAGUACCGCCAGCGACGCCUUGACGCCCGUUUGGAGGAGCAGCUGACCAAGGAGAAGCGCGUCACCAAGUUCCCCCUGGUGGGUGCUCUCGUCCAUAAGGCACUGCGGCGUAGGGAGAGGGAGAAGGACUCGCCGCCAGAUCCCUUGCAAGAGCAACCCAGCUCCAGCUCCAGCUACUGCAACAACAACAACAACAACGAGGAGAGAGAGCUGGACAGGAUGGUGCUGCCAUUUGGACUCGGCCCCGAUGGCCACCACGUGGAUGCCAUCCAGAGUGCACCGGCGCCCAGUGCCCCGCCGGCACACAUGAUGCCGCCACCAUAUUCCCGAGGCCAGACCACCAUAUACACCGGGGUGCCCAUCAUCGUGAAUCCCUACAUCGACUUCAUUGUGGUUAAUGGGGAUGAUCGGUACAUGAUCCGCUGCGAGAGGAAGUCGGUGCUGGAGAGGAGCGUGGAGCUGGCCAAGCUGAUACAUGCCGGUCCCAAUAGCGGCAGGAAGAGCGACAACCACUUUCAGAUCCUCAACGUGGACAAGAAUGACUUUGAGCUGAUUGUCCGCUACAUGGAGAAGCACUUCAUUCCCUAUCGCGACCACAAGCACCUCCUCAAGAUCCUCGAGCUCUCCGAUCGCUUCAACGUGCCCGAUCUGAUAAUCUACUGCAUUCGCGAACUUGAUCUCAGAAUCUCCAGUGCCACCGCCCUGGACAUCUUCAAGGCUCUGUGGUUCUACCAGGGCAUUGCCCUGACCAAUCAGCACCAAACGGUGAUCACCACACAGGAGACGGGCCAGCAGCUGGCCCGGAAGCAGGCCUCCAAGGCGAAGGCGGCGGCCAAGGCCAAGGCAGCCCAGGCGGCGGCCUCCGAGAAUGCCGCUGAUGCCGGCGACGGGGCGCAGGUGAACCUCAUUCCGAAUCCCAAUCCCUUUACCACCGAGGACUACGGCGUGGCCCUGCUCCACAACACCCUCCAGCUCAUCGAUAUGCACGCCGAGCUCCAUCUCUCCAUGCCCGAGAUGAGUGAGCUGCGCUUCGAGGAGCUGGAGACGCUGGUCAAGCGGGACACUCUGCAGCUGCGGUCGGAGGUCACGCUCUUCGAGUGCCUGGCCACGUGGAGUUUGGCCGAGUGCAGCCGGAAGAAUAUCGAUGCCACGCCGGAGAACCGGCGCACGGUUCUCGGUCCGCUCUGCCUCACGCCGAGGUAUCUGAGGAUGACCGCCGAGGAGUUUCGCAAUUGCUGCUCCCGCAUCGAGCUGCUGCCCCCCACGGAGAUCAAGCUCAUUAGCGACGCCCUCGAGGGCAAAAAGCUUAAGAACCUCACCGAUCAGCAGGCGGAACUGCUGGAGAAGUUCCGCCAGCCGCGGGCAGAGUACGCCCGGAUGCCCGUGCACCUGAGCGACCGGAGCAGCCCGAAGAACUACCCCAAGAAGAUGCGACUGGCCCACGAGGGACGACCCACGGAGGAGGGAUGCUGGGAGCGGGUGGGCAUGAACUGCCUGCGCAUCUUCGUCUGCAUAUUCGACUGAUCCGAGCAGUCCGACGAGGAGGAGGAGGAGGAGGAGGAGGACGACGACGAGGAGGA
Messenger RNA from Drosophila serrata, 1838 nucleotides. RefSeq names its product BTB/POZ domain-containing protein axundead (gene axed). The record is from RefSeq and is a predicted model, not a curated record. NCBI's taxonomy places the organism in Eukaryota, Metazoa, Arthropoda, Insecta, Diptera, Drosophilidae. Gene Ontology annotation, biological process: neurogenesis. Gene Ontology annotation, cellular component: cytosol.